CAGGAGUGAUUAUUCCAUGCGCAAAUUCUCCAGUCCGAACACCUAUUUUCCCCGUACGGAAACUCCGGGACGCCGGAGAACCACAACAUUGGAGAUUCGUGCAGGACCUGCAGGCGGUAAAUGCAGCAGUACAUGCAAGAGCACCCAAUGUUCCCAACCCACACACAAUACUCUCACAGGUGCCACCUGGGAGUAAGUGGUUUUCAGUUGUUGACCUGGCUAAUGCUUUUUUCAGCAUCCCAGUGGAUCCUGACAGCCAGUAUUGGUUUGCGUUCUCUUUUGAAGGUAAGAGUUUCACAUUCACCAGACUUGUCCAAGGGUAUUCGGAGAGUCCUGGAAUCUUUAACGAUGCGUUAAAAAACAAUUUGGAAAUGUUGAAAUUGACAGAAGGAAGUGCGCUGCUACAGUAUGUAGAUGACCUUAUGAUCUGCGCAAAAACAAGAGAGGCUUGUUUUGGCUAGCUUUGCUCAAUCACCUUGCAGAAAAUGGCCACAAGGCUAGCUUGUCCAAGCUGCAAUUUGUGUCUGAAAAGGUUAUAUUCUUGGGUCAUGUGAUCUCAGCUGAGGGGAAGUCCCUAUCACCCAAAAGAACCCAGGCAAUUCAGCUCAUCCCAAAGCCAGAAACAAAGAAACAAGUUAUGGCCGUCUUAGGGAUGAUGUCGUACUGUAGACAAUGGGUUGCAAAUUAUGCACAGACUGAAGGCCCCCUUGCAGAUAUUGUACAUGGGAGAGGUCUGACAGCGAAAGACAAAGUCCACUGGACACCAGAAGCAGAGAAGGCUUUUGUGGACUUAAAGCUGGCCCUCCAGACACCCCCAACGCUUGGUCUCCCUGACAGUAACAGACCUUUCACACAGACUGUUGACAAGAGGGGUGGGUUCAUGACUUCUAUACUACUACAAGAACAUGGGGGGAGACUGAGACCAGUCGGCUAUUUUUCCAGCAAGCUUGACCCGGUAGCAGCUGGGCUGCCAAAUUGUCUGAAGGCUGUGGCGGCUGCAGAGAAAGCUGUUAUAGCCUCACGAGACAUUGUGGGUUAUGCUGAUCUGACAUUGUUGGUUCCACAUGCUGUCUCAAUGAUAUUGCUUGAACAGAAAACAUCACAUCUCUCAACAGCCAGGUGGUUAAGAUACAACACCAUAUUGCUUGAAAUGCCUAAUAUCACUGUUAAGAGAUGUACAGUGCUUAACCCAGCAACUCUCCUCCCUACAGCGGCAGACGGUGAACCUCACGAUUGUGUGGCAGUGAUAACAGAGACUUGCUCCCCCAGACCAGAUCUGCAGGAAACACCAUUGAUCAAUCCAGAGCUGGAGCUGUUUGUUGACGGUUCAGCAUCACGAGAUCCAGCAACUGGGGAAUGCCAGAGCGGAUAAGGCAGCAAAAGCUGCUGCCAAACAAACACCGACCACUCAGUGUGUUGCAGUAACUAAUGAACCUCUGACACCUACAGCUGAUCUGCAGGAACUGCAGACAAGAGCAACGGCAGAGGAAAACGCAGUGUGGUGAAAGGCAGGCUGCACGGUCACAGACAAAGUGUGGUGAAGGAAGCCAUUCCAAAGGCUGCAGAGAGGAAACUGCAUGACUUGGAGCCUGGUGAUUGGAUCGUGGUGAAGGAUUUCAGACGGAAGAACUGGCGGGCUCGCAGGUGGAAUGGUCCCUACCAGAUCUUGCUCACCACUGAAACAGCUGUAAAGGUGGCAGAGAGAGCUACGUGGAUCCACGCCACCCACUGCAAACGAGUACCGGAGCCGGGGCCAGCAGCCAAACACCAGACAAGUGAGAUCGAGAUCAGUGAGUGAACCAAACCUUCCUCCCCUUGUGCAUUCAGGGGGUAUUGGAGGGGAGUGGCGGUCCCGUGGGGGAGUUUCUCUGAGCACAGAGAUUCCACUGGGACCACCUAGAACCACUACCCUCCCGAACCAACAUCACGGGCACACUGAUUAGGGGGUAGGCAGAGGUGACACAACUGAUAAGAUGACACUUGAGACCAGAGAAAGAUGGCGAUGGAGGGGUGACGGACUGAGAAGCCACGGAGACGGGGUGCUGCUCGCUGUCAUCAUUGUCCUGUCAUCAGUCUCACUAAUGGAAACAUUCAAAUCACAACUAACCCCAGAAGAAGGAGGGGUCAAAAGGGAGGUGCCAUCCAUCUUCCCCAACAUCCCAGCUCAGCUGGAAGACAACGCAUGGUAUGCAACUAUACUGACUAUUGCCAGAAAAGUGACUAACCAGAGCUGCUACGCCUGUGUGCAGCUCCCCCAUGGGGUGGGGGACUCCAUCCCAGUGAAACCCACGCCAUUAAAUGUCUCUGAGACCCUAGGAGUCAUGGUGGCAUUCACCCGGGGGGUUACUCUGCAGAACAGAACAGUGAGAGACAUGGGAGCUGCACUCAAGCUAUGUAACAUCAGCAUCACCAACUAUGAUGGCUCCACAGCCAGGUUUUGGAACAUGAGCCAAAUAACCCAGCAAGGAAUUCAUCGGCCCAUCAUGACUACCAAUCCAACGUCCCAGGCCGAUACGGUUGGAUUCACCAGACAGUGCUACACGUCUAGAGACCACUUCCUGGGGACUUCAGCAUGCAAACAGAUUGUCACUACAACAUGCGGCACCGGGUGGAACAAGGGAGGCCGAAGCGAAUGCAGGGGACCUCAGCCAUACAUCGCUCAGCUGAAUCUGACUGACACCACCAGCUUACACCGCCCAGGAAGCGACAAUCCCAUCGUCCUGAUGCCUACGGAUGAUGGAUUUGGAUCCCUAAGAGAGCACGUGUGGUAUGUGUUAUUCACAGUCCCUCCCCUGGUGAGGGACUGUGAAUAAUGCACACAAGAUAGACCACCUGGCCAUAGAUCUUGAGAACUUGACGGCACUGGUAGAGGUAGGGUUUUCCACUCUCACUCCUACCAUGCGGGGGAUCAAAAACGUGGCCCUGCAAAACAGAAUGGCUUUGGACUUGAUGCUGGCUAGUCAAAGAGGAGUUUGUCAUAUUAUUGGGACUGAUUGCUGCACCUAUGUUCCAGACAUCACAGACAAUAUGACUCAUGUUGUUUCCCAUCUGAACGACCUACUGCAUGAGGAGAAAAGCCUAGACUCCCAGAGUGUGGGAUAUGUGGUCAUGGCUGACUAUGGGAGGAUGGAAGAAUGUGUUGAUGAAAAUGUUGGCUCCCGUGCUCCUAGUUAUUGUGCUCUUCCUCCUUUUGACCUGCUGUGUAAUUCCCUGCUUCAGAUCUAUGAUUGCUACAGCAAUUACAUCAUCUAUGGGUCAGUAUAUGAAUAUGCCAAUAGAAACGUCCAGCUCUGUUGAAUGGAUUCCACCGUUUGACAAUGAGAUGAUUUGAGGAGAAUAAAAUUGCAUGUAACCACACUGGAUUUUGAAGUAUGAUGUGAGUUUAGAAUAAAAUGCUCAUGUAUGCUCAUAUAUUACUGCUAGAGCUAUUUACCUAAUGGUUAAAGUUAUAAUAACAAUAAUAGUUCUGUUGUUUUGCUGAUUCACGCAUGCUUAUUGGUUAUAACCUAGGUUUUUGGUUUAGUCUCAUUAAAUUUUUUUAGUUCAUUCCUAUUUGUGUCCAGUUAUAAUGAUAAUGAUUGCUAAUGACAGGCUAUUGAAUUGAAGUGUGCUAGAUAAGCUAAUGAUAAGUAUAUGUGGGGUUUUUCUUGACGCUUGAGGUUUCCCCCACUUGUCUGGUUGUUUGAUUUUUCCUUUCCUACUUAACAUCUGUUCUUAUUUAUUUUGAUUAGCAUUUAUUUUUAAGAUGAUUUUAUGCUAAAAAGGGAGGAAUUGUAAUGGCAAGAACAAACAGACUCUCUGAUAUAAUAACAUACAGAUAUUAUUAUAAUUGUUUGGAGUCAAUACUUCAUUUGUAUAUGAUUGUUUGGACUGCGAGAUGAGAACAGUACACUGAUAAUGAUGACAUGGAACUACAAAUUAUCCUAUUGACUGUUAUGUCCAGACUUCAGGGACACUCUUCUCCCUGGGUUGAAGAGUCUGACCCUGAAGACUGGAUAAAUAACUGAUGCUCUUUUUCCUCUGGACUCAUUCAGAGCAGAUUAUACUGAUGAUGUUUUUGCUGCUGUGAGUCCGUCUGCAGACGCUUGAAGUAAACCU
This is a messenger RNA of Siniperca chuatsi (mandarin fish), 4098 nucleotides long. RefSeq lists its product as uncharacterized. The record is from RefSeq and is a predicted model, not a curated record. Bases 1974 to 2813 code for a protein of 279 amino acids. Lineage: Eukaryota; Metazoa; Chordata; Actinopteri; Centrarchiformes; Sinipercidae. The transcript has 3 exons.